This is a messenger RNA of Danio rerio (zebrafish), 2461 nucleotides long. NCBI's taxonomy places the organism in Eukaryota, Metazoa, Chordata, Actinopteri, Cypriniformes, Danionidae. The record is from RefSeq and is a predicted model, not a curated record.
GUAUGUGUGUGUAUAUGUGUGUGUUGUCAUUAUUAUUAUCCAGUCUGCUCCCAGCUCAGAAUGGCCAGAUUCACUCAGACUGAGACAAGAAGGGAGCAGCACCCACAGCCGCCCCAUCCCGCUUACUCCAGCCUGCUUUUCACUGGACCCGGGGCAGCACCGACCCAACAUCCACUCCUCCUAAUCCCGCACCAGCACCAGUACGCUCAGAUCCCAUUUCCUAAACCCAUGAACGGGUCAGAAUCCAUCUCCAUUCAUCCGGAGAACGGCACCAUGAAAGACCAAGAUGCCAUAAAACUCUUUAUCGGGCAAAUACCGCGGAACCUUGAGGAAAAAGACCUGAAACCAUUAUUCGAACAGUUUGGGAAAAUCCACGAAUUGACAGUAUUAAAGGACCGAUACACCGGCAUGCACAAAGGCUGCGCGUUCCUCACCUACUGCGCCCGCGAGUCGGCCAUCAAAGCCCAGAACGCCCUCCACGAACAGAAGACACUGCCGGGGAUGACUCGACCCAUCCAGGUGAAGCCAGCUGACAGCGAGAGCCGUGGAGAAGACAGGAAGCUGUUCGUCGGAAUGCUGAACAAACAGCAGACGGAGGAGGACGUGUACCGUCUUUUUGAGCCCUACGGAGUCAUCGAGGAGUGCACUGUGCUUAGAGGUCCCGACGGAAAUAGCAAAGGCUGUGCUUUUGUAAAGUUCUCCACACAUGCUGAAGCUCAGUCCGCAAUCAGCGCUCUGCACGGCAGUCAAACCAUGCCUACUGGCUCCGAUUCUCUCCUCCCUCAGGGCGCAUCGUCCAGCCUGGUGGUCAAGUUUGCCGACACGGACAAGGAGCGCACCAUCCGCCGCAUGCAGCAGAUGGUGGGCCAGUUUGGCAUCUUCAACCCUGCCAUCGCCCUGCCCUUCAGCACCUACAGCACCUACGCACAUGCGCUGAUGCAACAGCAGGCGGCCCUCAUGGCUGCCAGUCACGGAGGAUACCUGGCGCCCAGCGUGGCCUUUCCCACCACCCAGAUCCACCAGAUGGGGGCGCUCAAUAUCAACAGCCUGCCGCCCACCCCCAUGACCCCGGUGUCGGGUGAGUUUCAUCAGACACUGGCAGGCCUCAGCUCACCGCCUGCCAACAUCACUACAUCAGCCGUCCCCAGCAUUGUCACUCCUAUCGUCAACGGCUUUACCAGCAUCCCUCACCAGCCCAACGGUCACCCUGCAGUGGAGGCCGUGUACACCAAUGGUCUGCCCCCAUACUCCACCCAAAGCCCCACGGCUGCAGACACCCUACAGCAGGCCUUCACUGGGGUGCAGCAAUAUACAGAUCUAUCAGAUAUCAGAGAACAUCCCUUGUAUUUAUACACCAUCUACCCAGCUACCACACUGACCCCUAUUGGCCAAAGCUUGCCACAGCCACCACAAGUCAUUCAGCAGCAGCAGCAGAGAGAAGGUGAGGGACCAGAGGGUUGCAACCUCUUCAUCUAUCAUCUACCACAAGAGUUUGGUGACAAUGAGCUUAUGCAGAUGUUCCUUCCAUUCGGUACAGUCAUCUCCUCAAAGGUCUUCAUGGACAGAGCCACCAACCAGAGCAAGUGUUUCGGCUUUGUGAGCUUUGAUAACCCUGCAAGUGCACAAGCUGCAAUCCAGGCUAUGAAUGGCUUUCAGAUUGGCAUGAAGAGGUUGAAAGUGCAGUUAAAACGGCCGAAGGACGCAAGCCGCCCAUACUGACAGGGCCCAACACAUACUGGGCUCUCAGCAACAGCACAGGAUUUGAAGAGAUUCGCAGGAUUUGAAUUCAAAAGGAAUUUAACUUUUUCUUUCAAAACAAACAAGAAUGGAUUUUUUUGAAGACAUAUCAGUAUUUAUUUUCCGAAGAUGUUCAGUACAGUGGAGGGUUGCGGGUGAACCGACACCAGUGGACAAAACCACACUCGGCACAGCACGGCAAGAAAGACAAGAGGAAAGAUCUCUCUAAAGACAGAGAACUCGACACGUCCUGUCUCUCGCUGAGCUUCGAACCGUCAGUCAAGCAACAAACUAAAAAAAAAAGAAAAAAGAAAAAAGAAAAAAACACGAGCGAGAACAACUUCGAUUUCUAUAUACAUAUUAUACACACAUAUGCUAUUUAAAGGAAGAGGCGCUUAUGGCUUUUAUUACACUGGACAAAUGAGGGUUAAACUUGAAGACCAAGGAAAAAUGCAGUGGAAAAAAAGAAGCUCUUCUUGUCCCGCUAGUGGACUUUCUUUCUCUUUCCCUCUUUACUUCUGUCACCAUCUUUCAGCAAACGCAGGACAUUCUGUGGUCACAGAGGUUUCCAUGCCCUCAGUGAAACUGAUAAAUCUUUCACCCCAAAGGGACCAAAGGACCAAACAUUUUUAUUCCUCAACAGAAAUAUAUGGUAUUAAUAACAAUACUAAAACUACAAACUACUACUAACGACAUACUUUUAAAGAGAAAAAAAAAAAAAAAA